AAGCAUUAAAUGGCGUCACGUGGAGUCCCUUGCCAUAGCGAUGAGCAUGGUCACGAAGCUGGGACAGGAUGUGGAGCUGGCCGGCAUUUUGCAGCCGGAUGCGCAUUUCCGUUUUGUCUGCGGCUGGAUGUUGCCGACCAAGUACUUCAAUGAGGACCGCUUGGGUGAUGGCUGGAAGAUGAUCCAGCAACUGACUGCCUGCAUGCGAAAGAUGUAUCCAAAGUAUGAUGUUUUCCGCGGUCUGCAACUGAUGGGAUACGCAAUGGCUGCCACUACUGCGCUGUACGAGCGAGUGGUGAAUGGGACAGGUCGGUUGUCGGGACCGGCGGCAAAUGAAAUGGUCACAUUGGCUCCUGAAAUAUGUCGUGUUGUAAUCGAAUACUGCGAGGAGGCCAAAGAAAUCUUUACUGUUUUGUUUGGGACGGAGUCCAAGGAGGUGCAGGAGGCCGAUUCUACACUGGAGCGUAUGACUGUGAUUAUAGGCCCCAUCGAGCGAGGUUUUCGCGGUAGUGAACCCAAAGCAAUGUGAAAUCUGAUUUUUGGCUUCGAGUAUUUGUUUAGUCUUUACUGUUAUGAGCUUCGGUUUUUAUAUGCUUACAUAACGGUCCUUAUUUUACCUAAUUGUCUCUUUCGGGAUAUGAAAUUUAU
Molecule: messenger RNA, 648 nt
Organism: Paramacrobiotus metropolitanus
Lineage: Eukaryota; Metazoa; Tardigrada; Eutardigrada; Parachela; Macrobiotidae
Exons: 2
Coding region: 41-529 (162 amino acids)
Source: RefSeq, a predicted model, not a curated record